This is a messenger RNA of Galleria mellonella (greater wax moth), 3252 nucleotides long. Its product is annotated as zinc finger protein 337-like. Lineage: Eukaryota; Metazoa; Arthropoda; Insecta; Lepidoptera; Pyralidae. The transcript has a single exon. Gene Ontology annotation, molecular function: zinc ion binding. Gene Ontology annotation, cellular component: nucleus. The record is from RefSeq and is a predicted model, not a curated record. The coding region runs from base 887 to 1963 and encodes 358 amino acids.
AAAUGCUUAAUAUUGAAGUUUUCUUUUAUCACGUCUUCAUCAGUAGGAAAAAAUAAAGACUAUGUACGACAGAAUCGUAAAACAUAAGAACAAUAGAAAGUCAGUAUAAAAAACAUUAAAAAAAACGGAUUAUGAUGGUAAUACGCCACACUUAUAUUAAAUAUUUUGAAUGGAGAUUUACAUAGAUAGCGAUUCAACGCUAUGGAUAAACAUUUUUUUUCUAAUUUUCAUUGUGUUGUUACUUCGAAAAGAUAACAUACAUUGUAGGGAUGAUCGAUAUUUGAAAAACAUUGAUAUUGACAUUGAUGUCAUAAUCAAAAUUUGAUAUUCAUUAUAAACCGAAUAUUAAAUUUGGGUAACAUCGAUAAUUUUAGCACUGAUUAUUAACAACACAAUAAAAUACAGUAAUAUCGUUCGAAAUGUAUUAAGAAACAGAACAAAUUAUUGUAUAUUCAAUACUUUUUAUCAACUGACUGCAGGAAAAGUAAUUUUGAUAAAGAAGAACCUUUUAAUCUAUUUCUUUGUUGAUAAAGAGUAGAGCCAGCUUUUAAAAACAGUCUUUCGAAUGGCGUUAAUGUCGCGAUAGUACUCAAAUAGUGCGACUCACGCACAACUACACAAUAUAAAUUUUUACUAACAAACGAUAAAAUAUGUAAUUUGUUUCAUACGUUGCAUUGGUCGUACGUGAGGCCGUAUCUUCGAUGAUCGAUUCUGUUAACAUCGAUGUAAAUUUUUCAUACAGCAACAUCGAUGCUUUGCUUUCAACGUCAUGAUCAUCGAGUAUAUCUAACAUGAAUUUUAUUAUUUAAGUUUCGUGUAUAUAAGACCGGCGCCAACACUUAUAGCAAUUCAAUUAGUUCCCCUCUGCGAAAUAAAAUCAUUACCUAUGGCAUCAGCAUAUUUUAAAAUGAAAAUAAUAAGGCGUAAACGCCAGAGAACACAACUGGGAGAACAGUCAUCUAUAAUUAAUAUAAAAAAUAUAAGUAAAAAAAAUACGAAGAUUCAGAAAUGCAGGAUAUGUUUAAAUGAAGGUGAUAUACCAAUAUUCUCAUCGCAAGAAAAAAUAGACAUUUCACAAGCAAUUCGUACAUUUGGUGAUAUUGAUAUAAGUGAAUAUGACGAGUACCCUAAAUAUUUGUGUAAUUCUUGUAACUCCCUUUUACAAGGCGCCAUAUUAUUUCGAAAGUCGGCUAAAGAUUCCGAUAGUUUUCUUCGUCAUAUGUCCACGUAUUCCGAUUUACAAAUGCGUGGUGGAUCCUUGGAUACUGAAAAUGAAGUAGAACUGGAAAAUGAGCUUUCCCCGAAAGUUUAUAAAUGUAACACAUGUAAUUUAAAGUAUACUACAAAGGAGGCGUAUAUAUUACAUAAAAAUUCAAAGCAGCACAGAAAUAUACGAAUCCAGUGUUCAAUAUGUUUUAGACUAUUGACUGCUCAGUUGUACAGCAAACAUUUAGAACGACAUCAGUCAGCUUCACAUCUGGUAUGUGAUGUGUGUGGAAAACUUUAUCGCAAAGACAACUUAUUUAGACAUCUUCAGUUGCAUACUUUUGAUUUACCUUUCCAAUGUCAAAUUUGUCCAUACCGAGGGCGGUUUUUGGAGUCAUUGAAAAUACAUAUACGUACUCAUACAGGAGACAAGCCAUUUUCAUGUGAUAAAUGUGAGUUAAGAUUUUUGACAAGGAGCAAUUUAAACAGACACAUUUUGACUCAUAAAAAAGAAAGACCACAUAAAUGUAUUGAAUGUGGAAGAGGAUUUUAUACCAAGCGAGAUAUGGAUGUUCAUUUUAAGUCAGAUCAUGCUGGGAUUAAGGAUUUUGGAUGUAAAUUGUGUGGGAAUAAGUAUGGAACACGAAAGGCACUAAUGAGACAUGAGUUAAGAGUUCACAAAAGGGAUAAGAUGGCUAAAGGACGGAUGCCAUUGUAUUUACAAGCGGAAUAUAGGAAGUCUGCUGAAUCUUUGUAAUUAAAAUUCAUUUAAAUUGGGAAAAUAAUCUAGUCAAUUGAUAAUUUCAACUGUUAAUAUACUUUAUUAUACAGCAAAAAAUAUGCACUUUUACAUAAAUAGGUACCAAUAUGAUGGAUUGUAUAGAUAUAAUAAUAUAAAAAUCUAUAGUCAUUAUAUUCUUGAUAUUUGUUUCAUUUGUUGAAUACUUGUCCUUAUGAUAGCUAAAUUUAUAUGAUGGACUAGAGCAUCUCACUGUAAAUUACUUAUAACAGUAUUAGAACUUAUUUGUAUAGACUAGAAUGUUUCUUUUGAUUAAACAGCUUUGCAAAUUUUGCAAUUACAUAUUUAUAUUAAAAUAUUUAGAAUUUUAAUACUGUUUUUAUGAAAGUACAUUGCAUUUUUUAUUACUAUUAUUUAGAAUUUUAAACAUACAUCAACAAGCAUUUGAAUUAUAUAAUAUACAACACACAAAAGUUAAAUAAUUUUUGGUUAACAUGUAAAUCUCUACUGUACAAUGGAAGAUUCAGCUUGAUAGUAAUUUAUUGUAUAAACAUCUAAAUAAAGGCCACUUUAUCACUUCAGUUACAUAUACAUGGGAUGGAUUUUUUUAAUUUUGCACAAAUAAGUACAUGAAACAACAGAUAAAAAUGAAUAUAAGGGAAAUUUUAUGCUAUUGUAAUAAUAUAUAGCUAAAUUUAAUAUGCACCAAGUAAUUAUUACAUUUAAAUAAUUAAACUAAUAAGUUAUACACAGACUUAAAUUAUUAUAAUAUGAAAACAUUUUUCUAAAGUUUUGUGGGGUUACAAUAAAUAUUUUGAAUCAUUUAUGGGUGGGUAUCAAUCUCUAUAUUACUAUAAAAUUUGCAGAAAAACUGCAUGUCAAAAAUAUGUAUUCACAUACAAUUUUAAUAUACAUUUGUGCUACAACAUCUACAUACAAACACAGUGUAAAUGUUUAUAAACUUAAUAUCAGAAUUAAAGUUAUAAAAAAUUAUGAUAUCCUAUGCAUGUAUUUACAUUUAAUAUGUUAGAAUUUUUAAUAACAAGAUGAAUAUGAGGCCAGUCAAGGUACAUAAUCAUAAAAUAAGGAUUUCAAAAUUCUCAAUAGUCAUAAAGAGGUAUUUUGCCAUAUCUACUCAAUUAUUUGUUUAUCAGAUAUACUUAAAAGUUUUAACUUCUUCAUUUAAACCAAAUGACAAAUCAUUACUGCCCUUGGGAAUUGUUUUUUAAUUAAAGAAAAAUGUUGAUCAAGGAAUAUGAAACCAAAACAUUAGUUUGUUUAAAAUAAAUAAAAUUAUACAAAACUAA